AGAGAAAGGAGAGCGGAGCAGUCCUGACCGGAGCCGCAGAAGCCUCAAGCCACCACCCUCCCCUCCUCUCUUGGCUGUGAACUCCGAUUCAGAUCUCCCCUCCCCUCCCACCGACCGGACCCCCUUCCAUUUCCAAUCCUCCCCACCUCUGUCUCUUGCGGAUCUGGCCGACCUCUUCAACGUACAGGGAGCUAGCAGCUGGUGGGGCGGCGGAGGCGGUGGCCAAUGGACGCCAUCCGGAAGCAGGCAUCCAAGCUCCGUGAGCAGGUCGCCCGGCAGCAGCAGGCUGUGCUGAAGCAGUUCGGGGGCGGGUACGGCGCGGACAGCGUGUUCGCGGACGAGGGUGAGGCGCAGCAGCACACCAAGCUCGAGAAGCUCUAUAUCUCCACGCGCGCCGCCAAGCAUUUCCAAAGGGAUAUAGUUCGCGGGGUCGAGGGCUACAUCGUCACUGGCUCGAAGCAAGUCGAAAUUGGGAAUAAGUUAUGUGAGGAUGGCAAGAAGUAUGGUGUCGAGAACACCUGUACCAGUGGGAGCACGUUGUCGAGGGCGGCAUUGAGUUUUGCGAAGGCACGAUCCUUGAUGGAGAAGGAACGCGGGAACCUGCUGAAAGCGUUUGGCACUCAGGUGGCAGAACCACUGAGGGCUAUGGUGAUGGGAGCUCCUUUAGAAGAUGCGCGUCACCUUGCCCAAAGAUAUGACAGAAUGCGUCAAGAAGCCGAAGCACAGGCUAUUGAAGUUUCAAAGCGCCAAAUGAAAUUAAGAGAGACAUCUGGAAAUGGUGAUAUGAUUUCAAGGUUAGAAGCUGCUGAGUCAAAGCUGCAAGAGUUAAAAUCAAAUAUGGGGACUUUAGGCAAAGAAGCUGUUGCAGCAAUGACUGCUGUUGAAGCCCAACAACAAAGGCUGACAUUGCAACGACUUAUCGCGAUGGUUGAAUCUGAGAGAAGUUACCACCAAAGGGUCCUACAAAUUCUAGAUCAACUUGAAAGAGAGAUGGUAUCGGAGCGCCAAAGAAUUGAAGGAGCACCUCCUCCAGUUAUUGAGAGUUCUAUGCCGCCGCCACCUUCAUAUGAAGAAGUUAAUGGUAUAUUCAUGAGGACUCCAACAGUUGCAGAAUUGGUUGAGACAGUGGAGCACUUCUUGGCUGAGGCCAUUCAGUCCUACCGAGCUGAGAGUGAAACUGAGCUCAACCUGUCGACUGGCGACUACAUAGUGGUCCGGAAGGUGUCAAACAAUGGAUGGACUGAAGGGGAAUGCAGGGGGAAGGCUGGUUGGUUCCCUUCCGAGUACAUCGAAAAGCGGGACCGCGUACUAGCGAGCAAAGUUGCCCAGGUCUUCUAGAAGUUCAUUGAGACGUACACAUGAGGUCCCUGGUGUUGUACAAUGUGCAUUCCGUUGUCCCUUUAUUAUCUCCCAAGAUGGUGGUCAGUGAAGAACUCGUGGAUUUUUCUUUUAUGUUCCAUUCUUUUUGUGAAAACACCUGCCGAGAGGAUGGCUUGCUGGUGCGGUGCCUCAUGGCCAUGUGCUCAUGGCUAGCUGUCUGUAGUUCUGUACUGUUCAGGUUAUACGGCAGGGAACCGAACACUUGGUUCAUCUCCAUUCUCCCUCAAGUAUACAGUGACUUAACAAAUUUAUUCCCAAAGUACAUAUAUAUCUCAAGUAGAAAUCCGUCAGAGUUUUGAAGUACCAAAGGCUUUUUCUAAACAA
Brachypodium distachyon (stiff brome) is the source of this 1704-nucleotide messenger RNA. Its product is annotated as SH3 domain-containing protein 2. The transcript is spliced from 10 exons. The record is from RefSeq and is a predicted model, not a curated record. The coding region runs from base 226 to 1338 and encodes 370 amino acids. Gene Ontology annotation, molecular function: protein binding. Lineage: Eukaryota; Viridiplantae; Streptophyta; Magnoliopsida; Poales; Poaceae.